UGGCUGCGGGCGGCGGGCGGCUCGCGGCCUGCUGGGCCCAGUCCCAGCUCCCGCUGAGCCCCGCCCCUUCGCCCAGCGGUCCGCAGCCUCCAGGCCCGCCUGGGCCGCCGGCCCGGAACCACCCGGUGAGGGAUGGUGAGGUAGGAACAGCGUUCCUUUAUCCCUUCUCUGGGACGAGCCACCUCCAGAAGACAUGGAGAACACCCUCACUGGGAGCCAGAGCUCCCAUGCUUCCCUGCGUGAUGUCCAUUCCAUCAACCCUGCACAGCUCAUGGCCAGGAUCGAGUCCUAUGAAGGCAGGGAGAAGAAAGGCAUAUCUGAUGUCAGAAGGACUUUCUGUUUGUUCGUCACCUUUGACCUCUUAUUUGUUACCUUACUGUGGAUAAUAGAACUAAAUGUGAAUGGAGGCAUCGAGAGCACCUUAGAGAGGGAGGUGGUGCAGUAUGACUACUACUCUUCUUAUUUCGAUAUUUUUCUUUUGGCAGUUUUUCGAUUUAAAGUGUUGAUACUUGCAUAUGCCGUAUGUAAACUGCGCCAUUGGUGGGCUAUAGCAUUGACGACAGCAGUGACCAGUGCCUUUUUAUUAGCAAAAGUGAUCCUCUCAAAGCUUUUCUCUCAAGGGGCGUUUGGCUAUGUGCUGCCCAUCAUUUCAUUCAUCCUUGCCUGGAUUGAGACAUGGUUCCUGGAUUUCAAAGUGUUACCUCAAGAAGCAGAAGAAGAAAACAGGCUCCUGAUAGUUCAGGAUGCUUCAGAGAGAGCAGCCCUCAUCCCUGCUGGGCUUUCUGAUGGUCAGUUUUAUUCGCCUCCUGAAUCUGAAGCAGGAUCUGAAGAAGCAGCUGAGGAAAAACAGGACAGUGAGAAACCCCUUUUGGAAUUAUGAGUCCUGCUUUACAAAUGUGAAGAACCCGUCCUGAAGGUCAUCUGAAGACACACGAUGGAGUAAGUCUCCCAUGCACGGUUGAUGUGGUGACCUCUACGGCUGGCCUGGAACAGAUAAUGAAGGAUUGUGUGUGUGUGUGGUGAUACCUCAUAGCUAUCAUCCCUCAUCCACUCAUUUGGUCCCCACCUGUGGCCAUCAGGACUUCUCAUGGGCCUUUCUCUGUUCAUUGGGACUCAGGCUGACUUGUUUGUGAAUAGUUGAAGGCAGAGGCUCAUGCUGUAUCUGGAUCAAAGGAUUUCUUAAUAUAUUGAAUUUGUAGUAUGUGAAUACCUUCUUAUUUUAAUUCAUAUUUGUUUCAUGUCUCAGAUUUCUUUUGUAUUUCUUUUUAACACCCUACAUUUUCCUUAAUUUUUUUAACUCAUGCACAUCUGAUGUUUGUACAAGUAAAAAGUAAUAAACAUGUCAAAAUGA
Dipodomys spectabilis (banner-tailed kangaroo rat) is the source of this 1351-nucleotide messenger RNA. RefSeq names its product STARD3 N-terminal like (gene Stard3nl). Bases 194 to 880 code for a protein of 228 amino acids. The transcript is spliced from 9 exons. NCBI's taxonomy places the organism in Eukaryota, Metazoa, Chordata, Mammalia, Rodentia, Heteromyidae. The record is from RefSeq and is a predicted model, not a curated record.